Messenger RNA from Vicia villosa (hairy vetch), 963 nucleotides. RefSeq lists its product as uncharacterized. Bases 118 to 630 code for a protein of 170 amino acids. NCBI's taxonomy places the organism in Eukaryota, Viridiplantae, Streptophyta, Magnoliopsida, Fabales, Fabaceae. The record is from RefSeq and is a predicted model, not a curated record. The transcript has 5 exons.
UUUAACAAUCAAACUCAAAUUCAACAACUACACCUUCCCUUACAACACAGACGAGAAGUUCCAGACAAGAAAAAAAAGUGGAUAAGAUAAAACCUUAACCACAUCAACUGGUGCUUUAUGAUGUCUCUCACCACGGCAGCUCUCACGCUGCCGCGAAUAUCACCAGUCAUAUGUUCGGCGGCACAUAAUCGGCAGACAGCUACCGUGAAAACAACUGACCAAAAGCCACCACAAAACUUAGGUUUCCGCGGCGGCAAGAAAAAGGAAUCGCCAUGGCAUUGUGUAGAAGGCUGUGGAGCUUGCUGUAAGCUUCAAAAAGGUCCUUCUUAUCCAUCUCCCGAAGAAAUUUUCUCCAACACUUCAGAUGUUGAGCUCUACAAUAGUUUAAUAGGACCGGAUGGAUGGUGUAUUCAUUAUGAAAAGAGUACUCGAAAAUGUUCCAUUUACUCUGAUCGUCCAUAUUUCUGUCGUGCGGAGCCUGAGGUGUUUAAAUCCUUAUUUGGAGUAAAAGAGAAGAAUUUCAACAAAGAGGCUUGCAGUUCCUGCAGAGACUCAAUUAAGGCCGUUUAUGGUUCCAAUUCAAAGGAGCUUGUUAGUUUUGACAAAUCAAUCAAGAGUUAUUCUAGUUAGAGUUUGGAUUCUCAAUUGCUCAAGAAGUACUGCUGCCUUCUUUUGAGUAGCAACAUGGACCAGAGCACGAGUAGCAGGAAAACAUGAACUCAAACUGGGUGAUUAUAGUGUGCUCAAUGGAAAACAUGAACUCAAACUAGGUGACUAUAGUGUGCUCAAAGGAAAACAUGAACUCAAACUAACUCAUAAUGCCAAUAAACUUGAUGUCAUAUUCUAUUGUUUCUAUUAGAUUGUUGAGCAGACUACCACAUCGGAGCCCUAUUUUGUAUAUACAAAUUUAUGAAUCGGGAUAGUUACAUGUCAAACCAGAAAAAUAAUUUUUGAUCUUUUCUU